GAACGUUCCGUCGGAUUCCAGGAACAUUCGCCAUCUUUGAAGAAGAAGAUAUAGGAGUGUUUUUUUUUUUGUUUUUACCUUUCACAUAGUCGUAAAACCGAGACCUUCGACCGUAUAAUUGUUAAUAAAAGAUGCGGCACUCGAAGCGAAUGCGCUCUCCAGGUGUGUGGCUUGAUGAGUACAGCUGGGAAGAGAGAAUGGAGUGUCGUAAGCGAAGAAAACGGGACUCCCGUAGCAGUGAGAGAGAAAAUAAGUCCAGGAGAAUUUAUCGUCACCAAAAGACAUAUGAAGGGCAGUAUCUGGAGACCCGCAGUCUGAAUUAUCGACUGGAUUCAAGGGAAGGGCGCACCAGGGACCGCAGCUUUAACAUGGCCUGUGAAGAAGACAGUCGUGAUGGCACCUGCAGGGACAGAGAUGCAGACUGGCAUCACUACAGCAAGUCAUCCGGGCGUAGUGGUCGCAGUAGGCGAAGCAGCCGCAGGCACAGAGACAGAAGGCGCAGGCGUAGCCACUCUCGUCACAGGUCUUCCACGAGGAGGAGCCAUCACCGCAGGAAAAGAUCCAGGAGUGUUGAGGAUGAUGACGAGGGUCACCUCAUCUAUCACAGUGGAGACAUGCUGAGAGCGAGAUAUGAGAUUGUGUGUACUCUAGGAGAGGGAGCCUUUGGGAAGGUGGCUGAAUGCAUUGAUCACGCUAAUAAUGGAGCUCGAGUGGCUCUGAAGAUCAUUAAAAACAUAGACCGCUACCGAGAGGCAGCGAUGUCUGAGGUAGAGGUGCUUGAACAGUUGAAGACCCUUGACAUUGAAAAGAGAUAUGCUUGUGUGCACAUGCUGGACUCUUUUGAAUACCAUGGCCACAUUUGUAUUGCCUUUGAGCUGCUUGGCCUCAGCACCUAUGAUUUCCUUAAGGAGAACAACUUCCAGCCUUUCCCUAUAGAUCACAUCAGGCACAUGGCGUACCAGAUCAUUCGAGCAGUGAGAUUUCUCCAUAAGAACAAGCUGACUCACACAGAUCUCAAGCCUGAAAAUAUUCUAUUCAUCGACUCUGACUAUGAUAUGGAAUACAACCCUGGCAUGAAACGGGAUGAACGAACAUUGAGGAACCCAGAUGUGAAAAUAGUUGACUUUGGUAACGCCACGUACGAACAUGAGCACCACACCUCUGUUGUCUCCACACGUCACUAUCGUGCUCCUGAAGUCAUUUUAGAUCUGGGCUGGGACCACUCCUGUGAUGUCUGGAGCAUAGGCUGUAUACUCAUUGAGUACUACCUUGGAUCUACCCUCUUCCAGACUCAUGACAGCAAAGAGCAUCUAGCCAUGAUGGAGAGAGUCCUGGGCCCCAUCCCAACAGACCUCCUGCAGAAAACAAAGAAACAGCGGUAUGUUCACCGGAACAAACUUGACUGGGAUGUGCACAGCUCAGCAGGGAGAUACGUCCGCAAACACUGCAAACCUCUGAAGACUUACAUGUCAUCAAAGGGUGAUGACCACCACCAGCUGUUCGACCUGAUCGAGAAGAUGAUGACGUAUGACCCGGCAAAGAGAGUCAGUCUGGAGCAGGCUCUUCGGCACCCCUUUUUCUCCGUCUACCACAAAAGCAGCAGCAGCAGCAAAACCACGAGUCGAAGAAGUAGCAGCAGCAGCAGCAGCAGCGGCAAAAAAGACUGAAGUCAUGAAUGUGUAACCCUCUGGCUGGGUACUGCGGUCAGGGCUCGGCUGUUGCUCUGACGUUUGUGAUGAUGCUCAGUGCCAGCCUCUAUUUCCUGAUUCUCCAGGAGAGAUGAACUUUGACUGUAUCAGUCCACUGCCCUGCUUUUCUUUGUCCUGUUCUAAGCCAGUCUUAAUUCUUAGUGUAACUAAUUGACAAGUGUUUUUUUUCCAAUGUGGCAUGUUUUGAUGUAACCCCAGAUGUUUUUUUAUUUAUUUGCUGUUGGUAUUGAAUUUGUAGCUCCUAAGCAAAUUCUGGCAAAUGUUUUUAUUCACAAAACAGCCCGGUGUUGUCAAUUUUCUCUCUAUGCAUUGUCAGAGGGCUUAUGGGUAAUGUAGCGGAUUGAGAAUUGCUCUACCUUACAUCAGUCCUGCCAGUAAAAUUUAUGCAGCAUUGGAGAUGUGAAGAAAAAGAAAGCUUUUCAGGGCAGAAAACUUUGUAUAUAGAUUUUGUUCAGAUUUGUGUUUUUCACUGUACAGUUACGUAACUUUUGCAGUAUCAUGUACAUUUCUCAUUAAACAUGAACCGAUCAGGUAAA
This is a messenger RNA of Cheilinus undulatus (humphead wrasse), 2245 nucleotides long. It is a transcript of the gene clk4a, whose product is annotated as CDC-like kinase 4a. Gene Ontology annotation, cellular component: nucleus. NCBI's taxonomy places the organism in Eukaryota, Metazoa, Chordata, Actinopteri, Labriformes, Labridae. The transcript is spliced from 13 exons. The coding region runs from base 132 to 1667 and encodes 511 amino acids. The record is from RefSeq and is a predicted model, not a curated record. Gene Ontology annotation, biological process: protein phosphorylation; regulation of RNA splicing. Gene Ontology annotation, molecular function: ATP binding; protein tyrosine kinase activity.